Molecule: messenger RNA, 2493 nt
Organism: Prorocentrum cordatum
Lineage: Eukaryota; Dinophyceae; Prorocentrales; Prorocentraceae
Source: the annotation of a GenBank genome assembly
UCGGCUGGCAGAAGAUCGCCGCCUUUCUGUUCCUCUGGCAUCUCUGUCGCCGUGAGUGCCCUCUCUGCGCUGCGCUUCGUGGUCGUGGUGCUGGCGGUGGAGGUGUGCCUUCAGCUUCUGGAGAGGGUCGCGGCCGCGGGAGAACAGAGCCCGCACGCGCAGCCAGACAAUCUGGUGCCGUGCCUCAUGGCAAUCUGCCUCUUCUCUGUCGCCCCAGUGGCCGCGGCAUUGCUGCAGUGCCUGGCAUGGCUCCUCGAGGCCCGCGUGGACAUGCGGGUGGACGCCGCUUUGACCCUGGCGGUGCACCAGAAGGCGCAGCGGCUGCCCUCGACCUCGCCGCCGGGCGCGGCAGCAUGUGGGGGCGAGCCCGUGCCCGACGGCUGCGGCGCCGGCCUGCGCGCGGUGCACCUGCUGCCCGUGGACGUCAAGGUAAACCUCCGCGGCUGGUGCAGCUCCCUCUGCACGCUGUGCCUGACCGUGCCUCUGGUGGCCACCCUGGCCCACAUUCGGGCCGGGUGGGCGCCUCGGUGCUGAUCGGCGCCCUGGGCGCCACGCCGGUGCUCGCGCUGGCGGCGGUGCUGCUCUGGCGGCUGCCGAGGGCCGCCCGCGCAGUCCAGGCGCAGGCGGACCUGCGGAUGUCGCUGCUGAAGGAGGUGCUGGGCGCGCCCCGGACUCCGGGGGCCUCGCGCCCUCCGGAGGCUGGGCUCGUGGCGGCCAGGGCCCAGGAGCUCGCACGCCUCACUGCGCUGCUCGUCAUGGCGGGCUGCCUCGGCGCUGUGGUCUUCGCCCUGCCCAGGUUGAUCGUCUGCUGCACGCUCUCCGUGCACGCCCAGCUGGCUGGAGACGUCAGCGCGCGCACCAUCUUCGUGUGCAUGCAGGUGGUGGCGAACCUCAAGCACCUGGUGGACUCGUCGGCCACCCGCGCGAGGAGGCUGCCGGCACUCCUGGUCUCGCUGCGCAGGAUCGAGGUGUUCCUGCUGGCGCCAGAGGCGCUGCCGCAGCGCCUGCUGCAAGACGGCCCCGCCCCGCAGGGCGGCCAGCCGUCGGCCGCGGUGCGGCUCCGGGGCUCCUUCUCGCGGUGCCCUGACCAGCCAGCGGCCCUCCACAGGCUGGAGCUGGACGUCGAGAGGGGCGCCCGCGUCGCCGUCGUGGGGGACGCCGGCUCGGGCAAGACCAGCCUCCUGCUGGCGAUGCUGGGCGAGCUCCACCCGGCCCCGGGUGCCGAGGCCACGCUGGCCUGUGGGCGCGCGGCGCACUGCGCCGCCCCGCCGUGGCUGCUGCGCGGCUCGCUCCAGGACAACGUGCUGUGCGGCGCGCCGCUGGAGGAGGGGCGGUACCACGCCGCCCUGGCCGCCGCGGGGCUCACCCCGGGCAGCGAGGGCGCCGCGCCGGCGUACGGGGCCCGCGUGUCGAUCGCCCGGGCGGUGUACAGCCGCGCGGGCGUUGUCUUGGUGGACGACGGGCUCCUCGGCGCCGCGGGCGCGGCGGCGGGCAGGCGCGCCUGGGAGCGCCUGCUGGCGGACCCCCUGAUGCGGGGCCGCGCCUGCGUGGCCGUUGUCCCGGCGGACGACCAGCUGGCGGCGGCCUUUGAGGAGGUGCUGGUGCUCUCUCACGGGCGGGUGGUCGCGCACGGGACCCCGAACGCCGUGGUGCCGUCGCAGGAGUUCCGCCGCCUGCCGCGCCCCCCGGGCCCGCUGGGCAACAGCCCGGCGGCGGGGUUGGCGCCCGGCGCGCUCGCCGCAGUCCCGGGGGGCCCCGAGCGCGCGGACUGGCAGACGUGGCGGUUCUUCCUGCGCAGCGGCCAGCGCGGACACCUUGCCGCCGCCCUGGCGCUGCAGGCGCUGGCCCGGGCCUUCAGCGCGCUGGGCGACGUGCAGCUCGCCAACUGGGCGAGCAGCCGCGCCGUGCCGCGCGGGAGCCACGCCGACAGCGCGCACGUGCUGGGCUACGGCCUGUGGCUGCUGGGGGCCACCCUCUGCUUCCUCGGCAGCUGCGUCUUCCUGGCCAGGUUCAGCUCCACCGUGGCGGGGGGCGUCUUCCGCGAGGUGUUGGCGGGGCCUCUCCCGGGGCGCCAGCCGGGCCCCUGGUCCGGGGCCGCGGGCAGCCAGGAGGGCGGCUACGCCGGCCCUGUUCGUGGACCUGGCGCAGCCGGAAAGGGAGAUGGGUGGUGGUUGAAGCCUGCAACAACGUCUUUGGUACGUGUUCGUCUGCGUCACCGCGCUGGCGUACGUCCACUUCUCCAUGCCCUGGAGGUUCACGGUCAUAGCCCUGCCGUGCUAUGCCGUCCUGGCGCGGAUGGGCGUGCUCUACUACAAGACGUCGGCGCGGCUGCUCCACCUGGAGCGGCGGCUCGCCUCGGCGCUGCUCGCGGGCGCGGCGGAGGCCGAGGCCGCGGCGGUCUCCGCGCGCUCCCUCGGGGCCGCCGCCCUGCUGGACGCCGACUUCGCCGCGCGCGCCGCGGAGCAGCUGAAGGCCCAGUUCCUGGCGAGGACC